UACAUUUGGUAUAGCAGAGAGAAGACGGCACAAAAGCCUCAAAGGCAGCGCAACGAAAGCCGCGAUGUUCGCUGUGCUUCGAAGACAGAAUCGAGCCGACAGCGCAGGCAUGCGGGGCUAACCCAGACAGGCAUAGAGCACAGGGUCGCUUGGCAUUUCCAGUGUCAAUGGGGCACCACGACACGCCCAGCUCUCCCUUUCCGCGCCGCAAGCCGCUGAUAGCUGGUCUGUUUCCAAAAGCCGCUGUAAGCUCUCUCGUGCACCCCGCCGACCGCACUGCACAUCUUCUCCGCGCAGUCGCGGCUGCCCCAGACGCUCGAGCGCCUGCCCGAUCCGAGCUCCGCGUUGCGGACAGCUAUUCAUCGCUUGGGUUGACACCUCGCCGCCGCAUGUUGACACCCGCGGAACCGCUUGACGCAACACACGACCACUUCAGAGGAGCGACGCAAUGGCAUGGCAGUCGCCCUCGGCCAUGGGCCCGGGCGGAGCUGCUGGCGGAGGUGACGGCAAUGCGCAGACAGGGACAGAGUACACGCUGCAGGGAGUUAUGCGCUUCCUGCAGCUGGAAUGGCACAGUCACGAACGAGCGCGCAAUGCCUGGGACAUCGAGCGCGCCGAAAUGAAGGCCAAGAUCGCAAAGCAGGAGGGCGAGGUCCGCAGCGCGAAGAAGCUCAACGACCAGCUCAACAGGCACGUGCAGAUGCUCGAGCAGGCACUGAAGAACGAGCGGUCAAAGUCGAAGGCCGGGGCGAGCGCCCAAGCCGCGGCCGACGAAAAGAAAGACAAGGCCAAAGCAGAAGCGAAAAGUGGUAUGGGACUUGCAAAGCCCCAAGCCAAGCCUCACAAUUCGUUCCUCGAUGUUGACCCGGAAUCCUCGGAGCAUGCCGAAGCCGAGCGAGACAGCCUCCGCGAAAAGUCCAAGAUGUAUCUCACCAGAUGCGUCGAGGAGAUCACCUAUUUGCUGACACCGCCCGCUCAGCCGGCGCCUCAGCCAGGCCAUCAUGGAAUGGACAACGGCUCUGGUUUUCUGAAUCACGGACAGCCUUCAAUGGACGACCUAUACCCCGGCCUUCGGCAGCACCAGGGAAAGCCGCAAUUGCCUACGAUACCUGGCACAUCCUUAUCGAACCAUCAAGUACACGGUAUUCCUACAACUACAGAGAUGCACCCUUUCGGAGUGCAGCCGCCUCAGUUCCCUCCUCAGGCCCCGCCCAUGACGCGUGAGCCUUCAGGGCAGCCCCUAAUCUCUCAUACAGGCCCCUCAACCGACUUCCUUGCACAACCUCCGCAACAACAGCAACAACAACAACCCUAUGCCUCUGUGCCUGAGGAACAGGUGGAGAAAGUCACACACACUUUUGACAACCAGGGUCGACCGAUAGCCAGUCGAGAAGAAGGCUCAUUGGGCAAUACUCCAGUGACGGUGGAUGACCCCGGAAGCUGGAAUUUCGAAGAAGAACCAAUCACCGAAAUACCCCAGGAGCCCCCGCUACCCCGGCGACCAGAUACUGAAUCCUUUCCGAGUGCCAAUAGCAUCCCCGCAAAAUCACCGCCGCGACAAGGGAAACGUAAAACAAGUCUAGAGCUGCAUCGGAGGCGGGCAAGCCAAGGAGAAGCACGAGAAGUCGCCAGUCAGAAUGCACGAUCUGAUCCGCAGAAUUUCAAAGUACGAUUCGCGCUUCGUGGGCACCUUGACGUUGUGCGGUCGGUCAUUUUCACCGGUGGUGGUAGUCCCACUGAGCCGGAGAUCUGCACUGCGGGUGACGACGGCAUGAUUAAGAGGUGGAUUAUUCCUGCAAGUUAUGCCAACCAACAUAGCAUGAACAAUGAUCUGGACAUCUCUCCAUACUGGUCACAUCGAGGUCACGACGGCAUUGUAACUUCUCUGGCGGCAUGUCCCUCGACAGCCUCCUUCGCAACUGGCGGAAGGGUUUCUGGCGAUGGCUGGAUAUUCUCCGGAGGACAGGAUGCUACCAUUCGUGUCUGGGAGAGAGGCCGUGUGGAUCCGAAAGCUACCCUCGAGGGGCACACAGAUGCUGUCUGGACUGUAUGCGUACUCCCGGCAACAUGUCAUUCAGUGUUUGGUGCGGACUGUAGCAACUACGGUGGCCCCGACCGGGUGUUGCUUGCAUCAGGUUCGGCAGACGGUACCAUCAAGAUAUGGGCCGUGAGCGCACCUCCACAGCUCGUCUCGCCCCAGACAGGCUCUCGCCGUGGCGUUGGUGGAAGUCGAAGACACUCGGUGACAUCGGGAUCAAACUAUCCUUCAUCUCCCCAACCAAGUAUCGCAACUUCGACACCCUUCCACUACAUGCUUGUACACACCAUUGAGCGUGCUACGCACCCUUCGCCCACUUGCAUCAGCCCUCUUUCUCCCAACGGUGAGAAUUUUGUGGUUUCGUUCACAGACGCUUCGAUUCUCGUAUACGAUACACGAACGGGCGAAGAGCUCAUUGGCAUGGCCAGCGCAGAAACCUAUGACGGCACACCGGCAACAGGUAUCACAUCUGUCGUCACGACUUCACAAAGCUUGGAAGGUGCAUCGGCACAAGAUUCCAACCGCGGAUCCGACGAAGAGGGCGCUGUCCACGGGCCAACUGGGUCGGGCACCAGUGGGGGUGUGGAGGGCGUUAUCAUCAGUGGGCACGAAGACCAGUUCAUCAGGUUCUACGACGCGAACUCUGGUCAAUGCACCUACAACAUGCUCGCCCACCCCGCCGCGAUAUCAUCCCUUGCCAUCAGCAAAGAUGGCCACGAAGCCGUCUCUGCGGGCCACGACGCCUCGAUCCGCUUCUGGUCACUCGACAAGCGCAUCUGCACGCAGGAAAUCACCGCGCACCGCAUCAUGCGCGGCGAGGGCGUGUGCAGCGUCGUCUGGAGUCAGGAUGGGCGCCUCGUCGUCUCCGCGGGCGGCGACGGCGUUGUCAAGGUAUUCGCUAGAUGAUGAAAUCCUGCAUUCAAAUUUCUAGCGCGCGCUGAGCUGCAUUUUCAACCCACACGCGUAUUGCAUACCGUACAUUUUUAACCAGAAAAAUACCCCCAACGCGCACGAGCAUUCAUUGGAACGAGACAUGGGAUUUUCCUUAAGAUCGGACGGAGUUGGAGUGUCGGGCAGGGCUGAUGAGGGUAAUGGAUGAAUGGCGGAUGGCUUUUAUCCUUCUUGUAUCAAGUUCAAGUACUUUGCGCAGCUUGAGGGGUGGAUCAGAG
Paraphaeosphaeria sporulosa is the source of this 3207-nucleotide messenger RNA. Its product is annotated as WD40 repeat-like protein. The coding region runs from base 449 to 2944 and encodes 831 amino acids. Gene Ontology annotation, molecular function: protein binding. The transcript is spliced from 4 exons. The record is from RefSeq and is a predicted model, not a curated record. NCBI's taxonomy places the organism in Eukaryota, Fungi, Ascomycota, Dothideomycetes, Pleosporales, Didymosphaeriaceae.